Molecule: messenger RNA, 6336 nt
Organism: Bactrocera dorsalis (oriental fruit fly)
Lineage: Eukaryota; Metazoa; Arthropoda; Insecta; Diptera; Tephritidae
Gene: Eato
Product: retinal-specific phospholipid-transporting ATPase ABCA4
Exons: 22
Coding region: 119-4843 (1574 amino acids)
Biological process (GO): transmembrane transport; lipid transport
Cellular component (GO): membrane; intracellular membrane-bounded organelle
Molecular function (GO): ATP hydrolysis activity; lipid carrier activity; ATP binding
Source: RefSeq, a predicted model, not a curated record
UAGGGCAGAUAUAAUUUUUUGUUUGUACCUUUUCUGUUGAUAGCGUAGUCUGUUUGAUGCUUUCAAUUUUAUACAUAUGUGUAUAUGAGAAGCUUUUCGUUAGAUUUAUUGUUUAAAAAUGAGGGAAAGCGUACGAAUUUUGCGCAUAUUUUUGUGGAAGAAUUGGCGACAAAUUCGAUACUCGUGGAUAUCUUUACUGAUGAUAUUCGUCGGCUGUUCAGGCAUUUUCAUUGUUUACUUAUUUUCUACAAAUAGGCUUCUGACAACGCCUCAAACGACUUAUGAGGGGAGAUUAUUUUACGAUAUUAAAACGGAAUUUCCCUCUAAUGACGUUGAUCGAAUUUUCUACGCCCCAAACAAUUUGCGAACAAAUAUAUUGAUGGAAGAAGUACGUCAAGAACUGCAGUAUCCACACACUGGUCUCAGGUUCUUUGGUAACUCAAGUGAGAUGAUUCUUGAAAUGGAGCGCAGCUGUAAAGGGAACUGUUAUGCUGUGAACUUCUUAAAUUAUCCGACUGAUGCAUCACGCGAGAAAUUGAAGUAUUCGAUAAGUUCAACAAGUAUAAGAAUAUCACCAAAGAAGCGUUAUGUUAAUGACGAAGAGGUAGCUGGAAUAAAAGAUGAUGAUGACUACAUACGAUCUGGUUUUAUGACCCUUCAACACACAAUUGAUAGAAUGUUUAUAACACUUCAAGACAGUCCCAAAGCAAUUAACUUCGACUUUGAAAUCGCUUCAAUGCCUACAAUUGCGCAAGAAACAAUUGAUUCUCAGCGUAUUAUUUGGUUUGGUUCCUUAUAUUCAGUUAUUUUUAAUGUUUUACUGCUUAGUACGUUUCUUGUACCUCUUGUCGAAGAAAAACAAAAUGGUAUCAAGGAAUUUUUAACAAUUGCAACUCCCAUGAAUUUUUUGAAUGGUGUUAGCUUUUUCGUGAUCAGAUUAUUUAUGUAUGCAGUGUUUACCGUGGUGGUGCUAAUUGCUGGUGGGAUAUAUCAGGCUUUCAGUGAAAUUGUGCCUGUCGGAUAUAUAAUUGUACUAUUUGUGUUCUACAUACUUUCUGCUAUGUCUUACACGUAUCUGAUAUCAGUAUUUUUUCACUCAGUAUUUCAUGCCAAAGUUGGUGGACUUUUAAUGUUGGUUGCGCCAUAUAUUCUAUACUUCUCAAAAGGAGAAGUUUCAACAUUAGCAAACAUAUUUAGCACGAAAACAUUCAUGGAGGGAAUUAAAAAUUUUCAAAUCUUCACCAAUAAGUAUCGUGAAGUUGGCCCCAGUGUACUUAAUAUAAACAUAACAGAAUCAUCAUUUACAGUGAUAUCCGUUUAUUGCAUUUUUAUAGCCCAGUGCUUAAUAUAUGCAAUGUUAUAUAAUUACUUGGCAUAUGUAUUUCCUGGCCCAGGUAGUUUACAAAGGCCAUAUCUCCUUCCUAUCAUGUCAUUAUGGAGAAGAAAUAAACCAAGCACUGAGUAUACAACCAGCAAAAUUGGAACCGAUGCCAUUAUCAUUCAAGACCUUCAUAAAUCGUUUAAAAAACCUAUGCGAAUUAUUUCCGAUGGUCUUAAUAUAGCUAUUAAGAAUAAACAAAUUACUGUACUCCUGGGACAUAAUGGAGUAGGUAAAACGACGACAUUGAAUAUGAUUAUGGGCUCCGAACUUCAAGAUUCGGGUAAAAUAACGGUAUGUGGAGAGCAUGAGGUUGGCUCAUAUCGUCAUUUAAUUGGAUAUUGCCCACAGAAGAGUGUUUUCAUGCCUUAUAUGACUUGCGCUGAACAUUUUAAUUUUUUCGCUCAGAUUAGAGGAAUGUCAAAGCAUGAUGCCGCCAUAAUUACAGAUGAAUUAUUAAUUAAGCUCAAUUUACAAGAUAAGGAAAAAGAAUUCGGAAACUGUUUAUCCGGUGGUAUGAAACGAAGAUUAGCCCUGGGAAUAGCGAUUGCGGGUAAUACAAAAGUCGUAAUUUUAGAUGAGCCGUCCUCUGGAUUAGAUAUCGAAUCACGCCGCGAAUUAUGGGACAUAUUGCUUAAAUUGAGGAAAUCAAAAGCCAUUUUGAUAACUACGCAUCACAUGGAAGAAGCGGAAGUGCUAGGUGACACUAUCGCCAUACUAGCUAAUGGUCGUGUUCACUGCUCUGGGUCACCUUUAGAACUGAAACGCAAAAUUGGUCAAGGAUAUGUACUAAAAUUGUGCAUAAGUACAGAUCAAUUUAAGGAUGAGAUUCUACAAAUAAUUCAGCAACAAAUGCCUGCCUCAAAAAUUUUGACCGUAGUCCUGCCUGCACUGCACAUUAGCUUACCAUACGAAAACCAGAGUGAAUACAGUAAAGUACUGCAACAAUUAGAGCGUAGGCAGAGGGAGUUGGGUAUUAAUUCAAUUUCUAUCUCUGAUGCUUCGUUGGAGGAUGUUUUUCUAAAUUGUUUAUCUGAAAUUGACGUUGUGGAUGGUAUAGGAUCGGAUAAAGAAACUCCUGCGUACACACCGUUUGAGUCACAGAAAUCUCGAAUAAGUUGGAAAGAGCAAUCAGAAGCGAUUUUUUAUAAAAAAUUUAUAUUUAUAAAAAGUCAAUGGGGUAACACUUUGCUAAUGGUUUUACUUCCGAUGCUAAGUCUUGCAAUUGCGUUGGUAUUAAUGCAUUCCAUGUCGCUAGUCACUUAUGAAGACAAGUUGGUUUUAAAUCUGAAUUCCAUACAGCGCGGUAUUAUACUGGUCGACGGUUCCAAUACUGAAAUUUUAAAUAUAUUAAAAACAGAAAUUGAGAAAUAUGAUGGCAUACAAGUCGAAAGUCUGGAAAAGAGGAAUGGAGAAAACAUUACAGAUUUUUUGCUAAAUCUCCAAUAUCAAAAUUUGGCAUAUUUUUUGGAAAACUAUAUCGGUGUUAUUGAUUUAACCACAGAAAGAAAUGACAAUAUUAAUUUCAAUAUUUAUUUCUCUGGCAACAUAUACCACAGUUCUGUUAUUUUACUAAAUUUAGUUGAUGAUACAGUUGCUCGUUGGAAAAUGGGGGAAUCUGCCGGAAUUGAGACCACUUAUGUUCCCAUUAGAAGAUACAUUAGUGAUGUAAGUCCUACGCGAUUGGAAUACUUUGCAGUGAUAAUGCCAAUUGGAUUGUUUUUCAGCAUAUUUUUUUAUAUUGCAUUGCCUUUUCACGAGCACGCAAGUGAAUUCAAGCAGUUACAAGCCAUACCACGAACGAUUUUUUGGCUUGCAACAUUUGUUUUUGAUGCUGCGCAGCAUUUCGUCGUUUGUAUACUUUUGUGCCUUCUGCAAUAUGUACUGAUGCCGAGCGAAUUGUAUAAUUUAUCCGAACAACUUAUUAUCAUUGCGUCUAUUUUUUUCUAUGGCUGCAGUUAUCUUCCAAUUAUAUAUAGUUUGGCAAACGCUUUCCGUUCGAUAUCAACAAUUUCAACUUAUAUGCUUUUUAUGCUCAUUGUGUCAGCAAUUGCACCUUUAAUAACAUCUGGCAACAUACGUGCAAUGGAAUAUAAUGAAGGGAAAAUAUUUAUAUUACUGCAAUUGCCGGACUUCAAUUUAAAUCACCAGUUGCGCAUUAUCAAUGAACGGUUUUUACUUACCCGGCGAAAUGAACUUAUUCCUAUAAUAGGAUUACCGAAAGUACUGAGUGUUAAUUAUUUCUUUCUAGAAUCUACAAUAAUUGCAGUUAUCGUAAUGGUCAUCUUUGUAAGUGUUUUAGAAAACAAAUAUAAAUGUGAACAGAUUAAACGAGUGUUCAAAUGCUAUCAGUGCCGGCAAGUUACUGUGAAUAACACCGAAAAUGUUGAUAUUGAAGAGGAAUUAAUGACGAAUGAAAAAGCGGUAGUUACCGACAUUAUGAAUGAGAAAAAUGAAAAACACUAUCCACUGUUGGUUUAUGAUUUAUAUAAGUUCUUCAAUCACAAAGUCGCAGUACGUGGUUUAAAUUUUAUUGUAAAAAAGCAGGAAUGCUUUGGUUUACUUGGUGUCAACGGUGCAGGAAAAACGUCUACUUUCCAAAUGAUUGCUGCAAAUUUAACUGUUACUGGAGGCACAAUUAAAAUUGAUGGUAUUGAUAUCAUGGAAAAUGAGUCUGAAUAUCGAUACCGUUUUGGUUAUUGUCCACAAACCGACUGUCUAAAUGAAUUUAUGACUGCAUAUCAAACAUUAUUCUAUAUGGCAAAGUUGCGGGGUAUUUCAGAUUCCGCCAAAGCAAAGUAUGAAGUUUUAUAUUGGCUGGAGCAAUUAGAUCUUCAAAAAUAUAAAGAUGUUAAAGUUUGUCGUUAUUCUGGUGGAACAAAGCGUAAAUUAAAUGCAGCUAUUGCAAUGAUCGGCAGCCCUUCGCUUGUUUUGUUAGAUGAACCAACAACAGGUGUGGAUCCAGAGUCUCGUAGAUUUUUGUGGAAAUGUAUAAAAGAUUAUCAAAGUCGUGGCAAUACUGUUGUACUUACAUCACACAGCAUGGAUGAAUGCGAACAGCUGUGCAAUAGACUGGCGAUAAUGGCUGGUGGAAACUUUAAAUGUUCAGGAUAUGUGCCAGACUUAAAAAAACGAUUCGGUGGUGGAUUCACAAUGAAAGUAAAAUUAAAAGCUGAGGAAACUCAUGUAGUUGAAGAUAUAACAACCGAGUUGUGUAAAAUAUUUUCUGAUAGUCAGUUGCGAGAGAAUCACGCUGGGAUUGUUACCUAUUUUAUAAAUAACGUUGAUGAUCUUAAAUGGUCCGAUGUUUUUAAAAAAACGGAAGCCUUCGCAAGUAGAAAGACAGACCUUGUGGUAGAUUAUUCCUUGAACGAGACAACACUUGAAGACAUAUUCUUAAAAUUUGAAAGCAAUAAAAGAAGGUGUAUACCUCAACUAAGCGUAUCAUAUGAGAUUACACCUUAAAGUUUUUAAACUCUCCCCUAAAAGUAAAUCAAAAUUUAAGGGGUCAGUAGGGUAAUAAUUUUUCAAUUUUUUAGAAUUAGAAACCCACUUUACCAUUGGAAGGUUUCGAAAAAUAAUAAUACCGCUCGACGUUCCAAGCGCUCGGAGUGCACACCUCAAACUUUAAACGCGUUUUUCUCAAACACACACUUUUUUAAACUAACGGACAUGAUUCCGGUCGAAAUACUCAACCGAUUUGCUUAAUUUUUUUUAACCUUGCCUAUAGGCAACAUUGUACAUAUAUGCUUCUAAGUCCCGUUAUUUAAAUUUUUUUUACGCGGGUUCUGGUGUAUUGUGUAAGCAUACACACUGUGAAUUUUUCUAUUGUAAGCUAUGCAAGGGUUCAUGCAAUAGGCGUUUUUCGUAGAGUGAAAUUGUCAAGAUCGCGAAAAAGGUCUUUACGCAAAAAGUGUUUAAAAAGAUUAAAAUAGCUGUUUUAUUGUAAAUCCAAUGGUACAACACAAAAAAAUAAAGGUAUAAUAGUUAUAAAAAAUAAAAAUAAGUCAUUGGAAAAGUGUUUAGUUUGUUGACAAUGAUUUUGUAAAAGUGCUGUUGUCUAUAGGGAAUAUCCUGUAACUAAGACACUAGGGACUUUGAGAUUUUUAUCACUUCAUACUUGAGUUAAGACUAACAUAUAUCUGUCCUAAAAAAUGUUUUAGCUCCGCCCAUUUUAAUUCAAGCAAGAGAGGGUUAAAAUGUUCACAAAACGCCUGGCUAUGGUCCCUAUAUUUCUUAUAAUUUAUUGACAAAAUUUAUGUAAAUAAACAUCGGGGAAAAACUAAAAUAAAAAAACGUUAAUUACAUUUUUUCAUGAUUCUAGUAGGGACGAUGACCAUUCACGUACAUCUCAUGCACCCAACAAUUUCUCCGACAGAUGUCAUCAAAAAAUUCCGAAAACAAUCCACGAUAUACUUCAUGAUAUGUGAAAAGAGUUCUAUUGUAGAAUAAAAAUUUCUAUGAAAAAAAAUUUCAAAAAACAUGCCAGAUUACCCUACUGACCCCUUAAUGGCGUGAUCAUAUGUGCAUACAUACAUUUCUGAUUUAAUUACUAUUACUAGGCAUAUAUAUAGUAUCGAAGAAUUUGUUAUCAUAAUCAAAUUAGUUUUAAUCAAGAAACAUAUGUAUAUUGUACAUAUGACGAUUUGCUUUUUGGUCUACUCUGCACUUAACAUUAACGUUGAGACUUCACUAUUGGGAUGUCUAGAUGCAUUAAUGAUUUCAAACAUACAUACAAGACCAAAUAUAUUUGAUUUAAUCAUAUUCUCAUUCAUAUAUUUAACAUAUCUUUCGCAUUGAUGAGUUUUUAUAUUUUGUAUCAUGGACGAAGAUAUUAAGAUUAAGUGUGGUGUAUCUGUAGUCUCAUAAAUUAAGACAUGUAUAUAUUUAUUGGCAUAUGUAUGUAAAGAAUUCGUGAAAAUAAUAAAAGGCAACUCUUAUACAAUUUUGCAUAUGAA